UCAUGUGAUUUAACUUAUGACAGUGGGAGCAGGCUUCGACUACAGACAUCACUUUGUUGUAUAUUGGAUAUUUCUGACAUGAAACAAACCUAACUGCGGAGUUGUGGACCUUUAACAUGCAUUUAUUAAACACGUAUUGAGAUAUUAUAACUAACGUUAUUCUGUUCGGAUACAACUAAUAUAACAAUGGCGGAAGUGGAGGACCAGGGCAGAAAACAAAGUGAGGAAUUCACAGAUGAGUCUGAGGAGGAGGACAGCGAGGAGGAGCCCAAGCUGAAGUAUGAGAGGCUCUCCAAUGGGGUGACAGAAAUCCUCCAGAAUGAUGCAGCCAGCUGUAUGACCGUCCAUGACAAGUUUCUUGCCCUAGGUACCCAUUUUGGAAAGGUCUUCCUGCUGGACAUCCAAGGAAAUGUAACCCAGAAGUUUGAAAUUAGUUCAGUGAAGAUCAACCAGAUCAGUCUGGAUGAAAGUGGAGAGCAUGUGGGCAUCUGCUCCGAGGAUGGGAAGGUGCAAGUGUUCGGCCUCUAUACAAGAGAGGGCUUCCAUGAGAACUUUGACUGUCCCAUCAAAGUGGUGGCGUUACAUCCUCAGUUCACCAGAUCAAACUACAAACAGUUUGUCACUGGGGGCAACAAGCUGCUUCUGUAUGAAAGAAACUGGUUGAAUCGCUGGAAGACCUCUGUUCUACAUGAAGGCGAGGGUUCAAUCACUAAUAUCCAGUGGAGAGUUAACCUCAUUGCGUGGGCCAACAAUGUGGGAGUUAAAAUCUACGAUAUCGGUACAAAACAGCGGAUCACAAAUGUGCUGCGGGAUAAUGUCAGUCUGAGGCCUGACAUGUACCCCUGCAGCCUGUGUUGGAAAGACAACGCCACUCUCAUUGUUGGCUGGGGAACUUCCAUUAAGAUUUGCGUUGUGAAAGAGCGAAAUCCUACUGAAAUGAGAGAUCUGCCCAGUCGUUAUGUGGAAAUAGUGUCUGCGUUUGAGACUGAGUUUUUCAUCAGUGGUCUGGCGCCGCUGGCUGAUCAGCUUGUCACCCUGUUCUUUGUGAAGGAGAACUCUGAUCACAUGGACGAGGAGUUUCGUGCGCGGCCUCGCCUCGACAUCAUCCAGCCUCUCCCUGAGAGCUGUGAGGAGAUUUCUUCAGAUGCGCUGACUGUGCGCCACUUUCAAGACAACGAGUGCAGAGACUACCGCCUCGAGCAUUCUGAGGGAGAGUCGCUCUUCUACAUCAUCAGUCCCAAAGACAUUGUUGUGGCCAAGGAGCGAGACCAAGAUGACCAUAUCGAUUGGCUGCUUGAAAAGAAGAAAUAUGAGGAGGCUCUGAUGGCUGCGGAGAUCAGCUUCAAAAACAUCAAGAGACAUGAUGUUCAGAAAAUCGGGAUGGAUUACAUCAACCACUUAGUGGAGAAAGGAGACUAUGACAGUGCUGCGAGGAAGUGUCAAAAGGUUCUUGGAAAAAACAUGGAACUAUGGGAAAAUGAAGUAUACAGGUUCAAGACCAUCGGACAGUUGAAGGCCAUCAGUCAGUAUUUGCCCAGAGGGGAUCUGCGUCUCAGACCGGCCAUCUAUGAAAUGAUCUUGCAUGAAUUCCUCAAAACUGAUUAUGAGGGUUUUGCCACGCUGAUCCGGGAAUGGCCUGGAGAGCUUUAUAAUAACAUGGCCGUUGUUCAAGCAGUCACCGAUCACCUGAAGAGGGACCCCACUAACAGAACCUUGCUCACCACAUUGGCUGAACUGUACACAUACGACCAGCGGUACGACAGAGCCUUAGAGAUCUACCUGAGACUGAGGCACAAAGAUGUUUACCAGCUGAUCCACAAACACAACCUUUUCCGCUCCAUAGAGGACAAGAUCGUACUCCUCAUGGACUUUGACAAAGAGAAAGCUGUUGACAUGCUUCUCGACAAUGAAGACAAGAUAUCGACAGACAGGGUAGUGGAAGAACUGGCAGACAGGCCUGAGCUUCUGCAUGUGUACCUCCAUAAACUGUUCAAGCGAGACCACCACAAAGGCCAAAAAUACCACGAGAGACAGAUUGUCCUGUAUGCCGAAUACGACCGGCCAAACCUCUUACCUUUCCUGAGAGAUAGCACACACUGCCCGCUUGAAAAGGCUCUUGAGGUUUGUCAACAAAGGAACUUUGUAGAGGAGACUGUCUUCUUGCUCAGCAGGAUGGGGAACUGCAGACGAGCUCUGCAGAUGAUCAUGGAGGAGCUGGAGGAUGUGGACAAGGCCAUAGAGUUUGCUAAAGAGCAGGACGAUGCAGAGCUCUGGGAGGAUCUCAUCUCAUACUCUAUUGACAAACCACCAUUUAUCACUGGCCUCCUUAAUAACAUUGGUACUCAUGUGGAUCCCAUCCUGCUCAUCCAUCGCAUUAAGGAGGGUAUGGAGAUCCCAAACCUCAGAGAUUCACUAGUAAAAAUCCUCCAGGACUACAAUCUACAGAUUCUUCUGAGGGAAGGAUGUAAGAAGAUACUGGUGGCCGACUCCCUCUCCCUGCUCCAGAAGAUGCACCGGACACAGAUGAGAGGAGUCAGGGUCGACGAGGAGAACAUUUGCGAAUCGUGUCUUGCUACCAUAUUACCGUCAGACAUGGCCAAACCCUUCAGCGUGGUGGUGUUUCACUGCAGACACAUGUUUCACAAGGAAUGUUUACCAUCCACAGGAACAGUUCCCGGGGUGCAGUUUUGUAACAUCUGCAGUGCGAAGAAGCGCGGGCCAGGAAGUGGAAUCCUGGAGAUGAAAAAGUAACGGGGGUCUAUGCACUCAAGGUGUUUAUUAUUGAUGCUUUCCCCUUGUGUCAGUGCAUCGAUCAAUGAAUAUCAUUUUCGCUCAGUCACUGAACUUAACCUGAGCUAAAUAUUGCAAAUGCAAAAACAUUUAUAUUGGAUUGUCUCUGUAUAUUUACAUCUAACAACUGUAAAGUGUUGUACUUGUUCUGCUUGCUACUGAUGUGAUUUUUGUGGUGAAAUGUCUGAAAAAUAAAAUCACAUAAAAACUG
Messenger RNA from Micropterus salmoides (largemouth bass), 3001 nucleotides. RefSeq names its product VPS41 subunit of HOPS complex (gene vps41). Gene Ontology annotation, cellular component: HOPS complex; late endosome. Gene Ontology annotation, biological process: vesicle-mediated transport; macroautophagy; endosomal vesicle fusion. The record is from RefSeq and is a predicted model, not a curated record. The coding region runs from base 187 to 2751 and encodes 854 amino acids. The transcript is spliced from 28 exons. NCBI's taxonomy places the organism in Eukaryota, Metazoa, Chordata, Actinopteri, Centrarchiformes, Centrarchidae. Gene Ontology annotation, molecular function: protein binding.